Mollisia scopiformis is the source of this 1212-nucleotide messenger RNA. RefSeq lists its product as uncharacterized. NCBI's taxonomy places the organism in Eukaryota, Fungi, Ascomycota, Leotiomycetes, Helotiales, Mollisiaceae. Bases 128 to 889 code for a protein of 253 amino acids. The record is from RefSeq and is a predicted model, not a curated record. The transcript has 3 exons. Gene Ontology annotation, cellular component: cytosol. Gene Ontology annotation, molecular function: RNA binding.
CUGGACUCGAACAUUGCGAUCUCAACUGAACACCACACACGGUUUUGACAACUGGGAUUCCGCUCCGCAGUCUCAACAUUCAUUUGCACAGAUUUGAGAAGAACUUAUCUCCAACCUAUCUACAAUCAUGGCUCCAGGAGGACCCCCAGGUGCAGGACGUGGCAGAGGCGGCAAGUUUAAGAAGUUUACCAGAGGAGGUGGCAAGCACUUCUCCAAGAACCUUCGACCCCUUGACGCAGACGGAAACGAAGUCGCUGAACGAGACCCAAAUGCCGACUCGUCUGAAGAGGAGGAAGAUAGCUCUGAGGAAGAGUCUUCUUCCGAGGAUGAGGACCCCAAUAAGCCCACAAUGACUCGUGAGCAACGUCGUGCUGCAGCAAAGGCCAAGAAGGAAGCCGCUAUCGCAAAGAAGAAGGGUGUCCCACAACCUGGUGAUCUGCCAUCCAGCUCGGAGGAGGAGAGCGAGGAUGAGGAUAUGCCUGCCAAUCCAAACCAUUCCAAGGCUGCGAGAAACCAAGCAAAGGCUGCACCAGUCACUGUGGAUGAGGCCGCUGAGGGUGUCAAGGACUUGAGUGUGAACAAGGGAAAGAAGCCAGUUGCAGAGCUGAGCCGAAGAGAGCGUGAGGCGUUGCAAGCACAACAAGCCAAGGAAAGAUAUCAGAAGCUUCAUGAGGCUGGAAAGACCGAUGAGGCAAAGGCAGAUCUGGCUAGACUUAAGUUGAUCAGAGAGAAGAGAGAGGCGGAAGCUGCCAGGAAGCAGGCUGAGAAGGAAGAGCGAGAGGAAGCUGAGAAGUCAAAGAAGGUUGAGAUUGAUGCUCGUGAAGCAAAGCGAAGAGAGGCUGCUUUGGGGACGGCGGGCAAGGCAUCGAAGGGCAAAGGGAAGAAGUAAAGCUGUCAUUUCUGAUUCGCAAGAUCACGGACGCACUCUACGUUUCAUGGAGCCUUUGACUUUUGUGGUAUGGCGAGCCAGUUGAGCAUCUUUGGCAUACAUGCAUUUUGAUUUUCAUCACCUGUCUUUGGUACAAUCUCUCAGGCAGAAGGAUACCCGACACUGCGUACGAUUCCAGCAGCCUGUAUCUUCCUAAAUUCAUUGAUCUUCUGCGUAUGCUAUUGGUCUUCUGAUUCUGCUUGUGGGUGAGAAAUACUUGACCUUCCAUCUUCGGUCCAUACCAAACGCUACCGACCAGUAUGAUGUCGCGUCUAAUCAUGUUG